Molecule: messenger RNA, 483 nt
Organism: Fraxinus pennsylvanica
Lineage: Eukaryota; Viridiplantae; Streptophyta; Magnoliopsida; Lamiales; Oleaceae
Source: the annotation of a GenBank genome assembly
AUGAUUGAUUUUAUAUUUGUUGAUCCUGGAUCGAACGAAUUGGAGAACAAACAUGUCGACUUCACUUCUGGUUCCUUAUAUUUUCUUAAGUUUUCCUUCAGGAUUGUUCGACUUGUUAAGGGGGGAGGUUGGAAAAUGGAUUGCUUUCACUGCAGUUGUAUUGAGGCUUUUCUUCCCCCGACAUUUUCCAGACUGGCUGGAGAUGCCCGGUUCACUGAUUAUUCUUUUGGUGGUUGCUCCAAAUUUCUUUGCUCACUCGGUAAGAGACAGCUGGGUUGGCGUUGCAAUAUACCUUGCCAUUGGUUGUUAUCUGCUGCAAGAGCACAUCAGAGCGUCAGUGGAUUCCGCAACUCCUUCACACAAAGCCACGGCAUCUCAAACACGGUUGGCAUUAUCCUCUUGUUGGUGUAUCCCAUUUGGGAUCUGGUAGUCCCAUUUGAGCCAUUGGUUGGCAUUAUCCUCUUGUUGCUGUCUGCAUACUGA